Molecule: messenger RNA, 591 nt
Organism: Vicia faba (fava bean)
Lineage: Eukaryota; Viridiplantae; Streptophyta; Magnoliopsida; Fabales; Fabaceae
Source: the annotation of a GenBank genome assembly
AUGACAAUGUCGAUGCUGUCUCCUUUUAUGAUUCCUCAAAGAGUUGUUCAGGGUAAAAGGAAGGUGCAUGCAAAAGAUGGAUCUCAACCAUGGAAGGCAAAAAAUAAGGCAAAGAAAUCCGCAGGUGAUUGUGUAGAUGGAUCAUCAGGUUUGGAAGCACGCUGUGAUAGAUCGAGGUUAUAUACUCCAAUCUAUAUGGAAGAAAAAGAAAAAAGCUGGAGUAUGGUUGUACAUAAUGCUAAGGUUGUGCGUAGGAAUGUGUUGGUCAAAAGAUACAUCAAGGCGAAGGUAAAAGCACAACGGGGCAAACAUUUAUCAACGGGCAAAGUUGUUGCGCACCAUGAAGUCAAAGACGGAGGAUCAUCCGUUGUUUUUUAUGAAAUCACACCGCAAAAAGACGGUGGAUCAUUGGUUCAUUAUGUUGGGUUGGGGCAUGGAGAUAGAGUUAAAGAUCGAAAGAGGAAAACAGUUGAAAGAAAUGUAGACACUGUGAAUGUUGUUGUUAUUGAUAAAACAAAAUUGCAUGGAACAAUAAUACCUAAGAAGGGGGUACAGGAAAGAAGUCUCAACGAAGGGAAGCAGUUGUUUUGA